Molecule: messenger RNA, 2797 nt
Organism: Mastomys coucha (southern multimammate mouse)
Lineage: Eukaryota; Metazoa; Chordata; Mammalia; Rodentia; Muridae
Gene: Thrb
Product: thyroid hormone receptor beta
Exons: 10
Coding region: 829-2214 (461 amino acids)
Biological process (GO): negative regulation of transcription by RNA polymerase II; thyroid hormone receptor signaling pathway; cell differentiation
Molecular function (GO): zinc ion binding; RNA polymerase II cis-regulatory region sequence-specific DNA binding; nuclear receptor activity
Source: RefSeq, a predicted model, not a curated record
UCCUCCAAACCAACCAAAACAUCCCAAAGCAGCUUUGGAGCAAAGCCCAGGAACUUGCCUGCAAAACAACCCUCACUCUAGAGCCGGCAAGUUCUUGGUGAGGCUUCAUUCCGGGCGAGGAAUAAAACACGGAUUUCUUGCAAAGAAUUCAAAGGGCAGCCGAGUCUGUGCUGGCCGCUGGGAAAGGCACCGUGCUAGCCCCAAAGCUGCUGUCUGCAGCCGCUUUCUCUCCUCAGUCCUGCGGAAAGCUGCGGAUUCGCCACAAUUGUUAGUGCUGUGACCGGAGGUGUGUUGGCCUUUCUCCCUUCUCCUUUCCUGUGGACUGCCCAAGUAACACCGGGGGAAAAAACCUUAUCUAUCCGUGGGGACUCUAGAAAACUCUUUAAAAUAAUUUAGACAUCAUUCCCUCCGCUGAGAUAGCCAGGCUCAGUACACUAUGCCGUGUUGUAUGAGUGUACUGAAGAAAGGUUUUCAAGGUAUUUUUUUUUUUAACAGUGUUCAUAAGAACAUAAUUGUAUUCGGUCGUUAAUCAAAGUAGUUUUGCUGCAACUGUAACUUCCCACUGGCUGCGUGUUCUCAGAGCACUCUGCAUUUUUCCAAUAAAACCUACCUCGGAGGCGCAGCUGGGAGACGGCCUGGGUCAUCUGGAGCAGCACACUGUCGCCCUCUGUGUUUUCUCCCAACCUGAGUGCUUGACCUUCGGAACUUGAGAUCCGUGGUUUCCCUCUCAUCCAUCAGAGGAUCUGCGUGGGACCAAGGCCCACACAUGACUUAAUGAAUAAGAAGGGAAUGCCAGUGCAGAAGAGGACCCAGCAUGACUACUAACCUAUGACUCCUAACAGUAUGACAGAAAAUGGCCUUCCAGCCUGGGACAAACAGAAGCCCCGUCCAGACCGAGGCCAGGACUGGAAGCUGGUAGGAAUGUCCGAAGCCUGCCUGCACAGGAAGAGCCAUGUGGAGAGGCGUGGUGCACUGAAGAAUGAGCAGACAUCCCCACACCUCAUCCAGGCCACUUGGACUAGCUCAAUAUUCCAACUGGAUCCUGAGGAUGUGAACGAUCAGAGCGUCUCAAGUGCCCACACUUUCCAGACUGAAGAGAAGAAAUGUAAAGGGUAUAUCCCCAGCUAUUUAGACAAAGAUGAGCUCUGUGUAGUGUGUGGGGACAAAGCCACAGGGUACCACUAUCGCUGCAUCACCUGUGAAGGCUGCAAGGGAUUCUUUAGAAGAACCAUUCAGAAAAGUCUCCAUCCAUCUUACUCCUGUAAAUAUGAAGGAAAGUGCAUCAUAGACAAAGUCACUCGCAACCAGUGCCAGGAAUGUCGCUUUAAGAAAUGCAUCUAUGUUGGCAUGGCAACAGACUUGGUGCUGGAUGACAGCAAGAGGCUAGCCAAGCGGAAGCUGAUAGAGGAGAACCGUGAGAAGAGGCGGCGGGAAGAGCUACAGAAAUCAAUUGGGCACAAGCCAGAGCCCACGGAUGAGGAAUGGGAGCUCAUCAAGACAGUCACUGAGGCCCACGUGGCCACCAAUGCCCAGGGCAGCCACUGGAAGCAGAAGCGGAAAUUCCUGCCAGAAGACAUUGGACAAGCACCCAUUGUGAAUGCCCCAGAAGGUGGCAAGGUUGACCUGGAAGCCUUCAGUCAUUUUACGAAAAUCAUCACACCAGCAAUCACCAGAGUGGUGGAUUUUGCCAAAAAGUUGCCCAUGUUUUGUGAGCUGCCGUGUGAAGACCAGAUCAUCCUCCUCAAAGGCUGCUGCAUGGAGAUCAUGUCCCUUCGAGCUGCUGUGCGCUAUGACCCAGACAGCGAGACUCUAACUUUGAAUGGGGAAAUGGCAGUGACACGGGGCCAACUGAAAAAUGGGGGUCUUGGGGUGGUAUCAGAUGCCAUCUUUGACCUGGGCAUGUCUCUGUCAUCUUUCAACCUGGAUGACACGGAAGUUGCCCUGCUUCAGGCCGUCCUGCUAAUGUCUUCAGAUCGCCCAGGGCUAGCCUGUGUUGAGAGAAUCGAGAAAUACCAAGACAGUUUCCUGUUGGCCUUUGAACACUAUAUCAAUUACCGGAAGCACCAUGUAACACACUUUUGGCCCAAACUCCUGAUGAAGGUGACAGACCUGCGGAUGAUUGGAGCCUGCCACGCCAGCCGCUUCCUCCACAUGAAGGUGGAGUGCCCCACUGAGCUCUUCCCGCCUCUGUUCUUGGAAGUGUUCGAGGACUAAAUGGACUGGACAGGUUCUUGUCAUUCCUGCAGCACGACUGGGUGUCAUUGCAUUCCACCUGUAGCUUUCUGUUGUUGUUUCUUCGUUUCUUUGUGUCCAGUGAGAUCAUCAGAUGGUCAACAGAUCAUCAGUGGCAUAGACUUGGAUGAAAUUGUCCUUUGAAUAUGGGUCUUUGUAACCAUUGCGUUUUGUUCUCCAGUCCUUAGUGUGAAUGCUUUGAAGGGUUUACAGCAGUGCAGGCUGAGUGGGGGACAAUCAUUGUUUCACCAGCACCAAGUCAUCACCAGCUCCCAUCUGUCCCUGGGCAGACUCAAGCAAGCCAAACAGCAUUUCAGAAGACUAAAGAAGCCUUAAAACUGAGACCACAGUCAUCUUGAUCCAACGUGAUCCAGGUCUGAUGUUUGCAAGAUGAAGCUAGCAGAGCUCAGGCCACCUCGGGUUGAGCAUGGCUUUCAGCACGUACGGGGAGAAGGAGCAGUUUCUACUCAGGAGCUCACCGUUUCCAGCACCCUGACUCUCCAAGCAGCCUGACUUGGAAUGUGCAGGAAUAUCCACACCAUAACAAAUCAACUUUCCUUUCCAU